Symphalangus syndactylus (siamang) is the source of this 4228-nucleotide messenger RNA. RefSeq lists its product as uncharacterized. The record is from RefSeq and is a predicted model, not a curated record. NCBI's taxonomy places the organism in Eukaryota, Metazoa, Chordata, Mammalia, Primates, Hylobatidae.
UCGGGAUCUCGGUGUGGGGUCGGGAUUGGAUGAGCCAUGUGUUUGGGGGUGUUCCCAGGCAUGCCUGGAUUUGGGCUCCGGUUGCAGCAUGGGGCCUUCCCCUCAUCAGGGAGCCCAUGGCCAGUGCUAGAUUUUCCACAGCCCUCUGCAGCUGCCCACGUGUUGUUGUGGGAGAGGUGAUGGCGCCCACAGCACUCCUGUGUGCCCCAGCCCAUGCCAUCCUUCCAGUAACUGGAGGGUGGUGGGUGGGGCCGCAGCCCCGACCAGAGGCAGCUCCCUCUUAGUGUCAGAGCUCAAAGCUCUUCAUCUAACAAGGGCUUCUUACAUGAUGUGGCCGAGCAUUGGUCGUGGCCCUCCUGGUGACACCAGGCUGGGAAGCCAGGGAGGAGUAGGGCCCUGGCCGUGGCUGUGCGUUGGCCCCGGGGCAGUGACAGGGCAGAUGCUGCUCCCUUGGCCACGCACAGGAGAGGGGUGCGUGGGCAUUGGGAAGUGGCGCGUCCCCCCUCCCCAAGCUGCUGCUGGCCAACUGAUGCUGCUUCUCACAAUGCUGUUUCCUGUCUCGUGUCCGCCCUCUGCGUCCUUGCCGGUGGCAGGCUGUUGGAGACAGGGAGCCCACACAGAAUCCUGACUUCACCAGAAAUGGGGCCCCAGGCACUUGGUGGGCAGGUUUGGCUGUGACUGGAGCUGGUGGUGAGGGACACAGCCAUCCCAAGGCUAGGCCGGGUUUCCAGUCCUUCCUCAGGGACUUGUUUAUGGUGCCUGAGGGCUCCUUCCUGGUCCUGAGAUGAUGCUCUGGCCCCGCCUGGGCAGCUGCCCCAGCCCUGUUCCUGCCAGCCCUGGGCUUUGGUGAUGCAGCACCUCUCGCUGCCCGGCCUCCUGGCCCACUCCACCCCCUCACCCUGCUCCGCCUGUGCUGUGACCCAGUCGUCUUACAAGGAUUGAACACCUCCGGUUGGGAUGGGAACCUGUCUGUUCACUGUCACCAGGUGUUUCUCAGGCAUCCCCAGGUGUCCUCACGUGCCCUCAGGUGUCUCUCACGUGCCCUCAGGGUGUCUCUCACGUGCCCUCAGGUGUCUCUCACGUGCCCUCAGGGUGUCUCUCACGUGCCCUCAGGUGUCUCUCACGUGUCCUCAGGGUGUCUCUCACGUGUCCUCACGUGUCUCUCACGUGCCCUCAGGUGUCUCUCACGUGUCCUCAAAUGUCUCAGCGUGUCUCUCACGUGUCCUCACGUGUCUCUCAUGUGUCCUCGGGUGUCUCUCACGUGUCCUCGGGUGCCUCUCACGUGUCCUCGGGUGUCUCAGGGUGUCUCUCACGUGUCCUCAUGUGUCUCUCACGUGCCCUCAGGGGUGUCUCACAUGUCCUCAGGUGUCUCUCACGUGUCCUCACAUGUCUCUCAUGUGUCCUCAGAUGUCUCUCAGCAUGUCUCACGUGUCUCACGUGUCCUCAGGUGUCUCUCACGUGUCCUCACGUGCCCUCAGGUGUCUCUCACGUGUCUCUCACGUGUCCUCAGGUGUCUCUCACGUGUCCUCAGGUGUCUCUCACGUGUCUCUCACGUGUCCUCAGGUGUCUCUCACAUGUCCUCAGGUGUCUCUCACGUGUCCUCAGGGUGUCUCUCAGGUGUCCUCAGGUGUCUCUCACGUGUCCUCAGGUUGUCUCUCACGUGUCCUCAGGUGUCUCUCACGUGGCAGGUGUCUGUCACGUGUCAGGUGUCUCUCACGUGUCAGGUGUCUCUCAGGUGUCCCCAGGUGUCUCUCACGUGUCAGGUGUCUCUCAGGGUGUCUCUCACGUGUCAGGUGUCUCUCAGGUGUCCCCAGGUGUCUCUCACGUGUCAGGUGUCUCUCAGGGUGUCUCUCACGUGUCAGGUGUCUCUCAGGUGUCCCCAGGUGUCUCUCACGUGUCAGGUGUCACGUGUCCUCAGGUGUCUCUCACAUGCCCUCAGGUGUCUCUCAGGUGUCCUCAGGUGUCUUUCACGUGUCCUCAGGUGUCUCUCACGUGUCAGGUGUCUCUCAGGGUGUCUCUCAUGUGCCCUCAGGUGUCUCUCACGUCCUCAGGUGUCUCUCACGUGUCCUCACGUGUCCUCAGGUGUCUCUCACGUGUCUCACGUGUCCUCAGGUGUCUCUCACGUGUCUCUCACGUGUCCUCAGGUGUCUCUCACGUGUCCUCAGGUGUCUGUCACGUGUCAGGUGUCUCUCACGUGUCUUCAGGUGUCUCUCACGUGUCGGGUGUCUCAGGUGUCCGCAGGUGUCUCUCAUGGAUCCCCAGGCAUCCUCAGGUGUCACUGGCCCCGUGGAGAGCUCUGUGCUGAGCUGUUUUCUGUUGUCUAGGACAUCUCGCUUUGGUCUAAUCAUGUUUUCUUCAGAGAACAGUGACCACCAGGGAAAUUUUGGUCAUUUUUGCACUUUAGUCUUUAUUUUAUAUGCAUUCCUGCUAUUUCCAUUUAUUUAAAUACACUUGAAAUUCUCUGGAUUCUUUAACAGAUGUCAGGAUAUGAGUUUUAAGAGAGAGUGGCUUGUGGGUCACAGCCUUGAGGGAUCUGAGCAGGAUUGCCUUCCCUGCGCUCCGUUCCCCGCCUCCCGCUUCCCUGCGUCCCCCGCCCCCCACCGUGUGUGCUCCCACACAGCUGUCCUGAGUGAGCGGUUCCAGAUCCCAGGCAGCUUUUGUGGCCCCCUUUCCUGCCAGUGGAAGGUGACAAAAACCUCACUCUGCAGAAGUUUUGUGGCCAUUGGAAGUAGUGGUUUGUGGAAGCCCUACCAUGUUAUACAGCGGAUCACGGCUUUUCAGUAAAUGCCAUUUUGAUAAAAGCUAAAAAUUCAGUUUUUGUUUUGCUUUAUAAUUAGAUUAUAGGUUUGAUUAUAAGUUGAUUGGGAAUUAUAAGUUUGAUUUUGUAGGUGCUGUAUAUCAUAGCAGAGUGUAUCUGGGUGAAUAAUUGUAGCACCACUUCCGUCUUUACUGCCGGUAUGAAUAAACUGGAGGAAAAUGAAUGAGAAGAUUAUCUUACUGAUGUGCUUUAAACUUCAUCACUGAAAGUCAAGUUCCUGAUUUAAAUUCAGCUGUACGGGUGGAGCUUGUCAUUGCUGUUUUGUGCUUUGCAAAAUCCCAGUGAUAGGAAUUAAAGCUGACAAAUGACAAAUGUCUCUUAAACCUUUUUAUAUACCAGAGGUUUACAGAAAACUGGGCUGGCUCAUUCUGACACGAGGGGUGGGGCUUAGUCCGGGCGUGUGAGUGAAAGCGGUGGGGGGGUCAUUAGGUCUCUGACCUUCACCAGUCAGCAGGUGCAGGGCUUGUCAAGGUCAGGGUCUUUUGCGGAGCAAAUGCUUGUGAAGCCUGCGGUGCUGCAAAGCUUAGCACAUGCACAGGAAAGUGUGCAGGACAGAUGUGCUCAGCUGGCAGGAGCAGCGGCCUGUGUGAGCCCCUGGGGAGAAGCAGCCCCCACCCAGGCCUGUGUCCCAGAAGUCGGCAUCUGUGGUCGCAGCAGCCUUUCCUUUGCAGCUGCGCCACUGGCCCUGUCUCUCUGGACACUGCAGUUAACCUUAGUCCAUCUAUAGGAUUCUGUGUCUGAGUGGGGUCACACUACACGCAGACAUCGUAAUCUCAGUUUUUAGAGUGUGUGAAAUUAAGGUGCAAACAGUGUGCUCUUAGGGCAGAAGAGAUGCCUUAAAUCAGGAGUCCCCAACCCCUGGGCCUGUUAGGAAGCCGGCCGCACAGGUUCUCAGGUGCGCAAACCCCACUGUAAACAGCACAUGCAGGAUCUAGGCGGCACUCCGUAUGAGAAUCAAAUGCCUGAUGAUCUGAGGUGGGACAGUUUCUUCCCGAAACCACCCCCAGCCCCAGUCUGUGGAAAAACUGUCUUCCACAAAACUGGUCCCUGAUACCAAAAAGGUGGGAGAUCGCUGCUUUAAAACACCAAGGCUCACUGUGGAGCCAGUGAGGAGGGGGGCUCCUGGGGGAGGAGGGCUGGCCUCGGGCACGGUGGACCUCCGGCAGGUCCUCUGCUGUGGGAUGCUUCCACCUGGAGGUCCAUUUUCCAAUGACCGCUGGUGUGGAAGCUGCAAAACUUUAGAGUCAAAAGACUGUCUGAAGCCAUGUAAAGACUGUGUCUGGAGCCGUGUAAAGACUGUAUGUGAAGCCGUGUAAAGACUGUGUGAAGCCGUGUAAAGACUGUCUGGAGCCGUGUAAAGACCGUGUCUGGAGCUGUGUAAAGACUGUAUGUGAAGCCAUGUAAAGACUG